GCUUUUGACUUUUUGGACUAUCAGCGAAGCUUCUUAGCUCUGUUCACUUUUUCCUUCCAAAUCUGCCUUCCCUCUCCUUUCGGUUCUCACCCUUUCCUUCUUUUCUCUCCUAAUUUUGUACUCUUUAAUGGGUUGUGCCGGAUCGUCGCAGGCCAAAGGCAACGGGCCUGUGAAAAAAAUCCGGAAGCCUAAACCUUGGAAGCAUCCCCAACCAAUAUCAAAGACAGAUCUUGUGCGGAUGCGUGAUGAAUUUUGGGAUACUGCACCUCAUUAUGGUGGCAGAAAAGAGAUCUGGGAUGCACUUCGAGCUGCUGCAGAAGCUGAUCUGACGCUAGCACAAGCAAUUGUGGAUAGUGCAGGGGUCAUUGUACAAAGUGCUGAUUUAACCAUUUGUUAUGAUGAAAGAGGUGCAAAAUACGAAUUGCCCAAGUAUGUUUUGAGCGAGCCAACCAACUUGAUUUGAAGUAAUAUGAGGAACUGUAUGUGUUGAAAAUUGAUUGUAAAUCAUGUAUAUCACAAUAUUACUUCCUUUCUAAUGUUUCUUUUCGGUAUGUACUUUGAAAGAUUUCCCGUAUUGAUCAAUUGGGACUUGCGCUGUAAGUUCAUUUUGAUCCAAAGAAAGGAAUGAAAUGUCUAUUCGGAGUUGUCACGGUAUUGGUUUA
Benincasa hispida (wax gourd) is the source of this 662-nucleotide messenger RNA. RefSeq lists its product as uncharacterized. Lineage: Eukaryota; Viridiplantae; Streptophyta; Magnoliopsida; Cucurbitales; Cucurbitaceae. The record is from RefSeq and is a predicted model, not a curated record.